AUGAUGCGUCUGUCUGUUCCUGGAGACAACCUCAAGAUCCGAGUACCACGGCCCAGAAUCAUCAACUGCGUCUUUUUUUUCCUCCUCUUUGGACCCUUCCUGCUCGACCUCCCAAGUGUGAUCAGCUCAGGAACAUUUCUCAGUCGCAGCGAGUAUACCAGCACCAACAUCGCCAUCGCUGUCCACUUUAUCACCCUCGGCGGCGUCAUCCUCAUUGCCACCGCCAUCUUCUUUUUCACCCUCAACCAGUUAACCAACGCCAUUGCAGAAUAUACGGUCCCCUCGGAGUUGACCCUGGUCCAUGUCGAUGUCACCCAAGCAGGUCCUGAUGGCACAGGAGGACAGACAUUCACGCUGAGCCCUCUCCCAGAGAGCGAGAAGGAGGAUGGGGAUGUUUGGGAUACCAGUCUCAGCAAAGUUCGCCAUAGGCUCAUAAGCAUCCGCAAUGCUGGCACGGUGAUGCUGCUGUUCUACGUCUUCAUCUAUGUCAUCUACGGAGUCACACGGCCAUUGAUCCACCAGAACAUUGUCUGGAACGUCUUCUUCUGCAUCGUCUUCAACCUGGAUCCCGGCACCCCAACCAUAUUCGCCUACUUUAUCUUCUCGAUCAUCCAUCACGUCAACAGCGGACCCCCCGCCUUGCGCCAAGUGUACAGUAUCCCCAGGCCCCCUAUCAUCCACAUACCCUCCUCACGACCAUCAAGGCGUCUCAGUGAUUCGUUCCUCUUUGAUCUCCAUCGCUCACCUUCAGAUGGCUCCCGUGUCGAUCCCUCGCUCUGGUCGUCCUCCAAGGAUGCCAAGAGUCAUCCCUACGAUCUGUUCCACCUUGAUUUGGAGCAGAUGUUGGCAGAGAGUCAGAACCCCAGUCCCGUCACGGUGCCUUCAUCUGCUGUAUUGAAGUCUCACCAGUCAAGACCUCUCACUUUUGCCUAG
Molecule: messenger RNA, 933 nt
Organism: Linnemannia hyalina
Lineage: Eukaryota; Fungi; Mortierellomycota; Mortierellomycetes; Mortierellales; Mortierellaceae
Source: the annotation of a GenBank genome assembly